AUGAAUCGGUGGGGUGGGGUAACGUCAUCGCUGUCUGUACCAAGUAACCGGAAAUACGCGGUGGAUUUAACCGGGUGGGUGACGUUUGAGACGGUUGGAUCGUUGUUAGAAGUUUUGGUCGAGAGAGCAAAUGGUAAAAUAGAGAGUUACGUGGCGAAAGUAAGAGAGAGAGGAAACGAAACGAGGAGAUUGACGACAGUUAAGUCGUCUCUACUUUAUAGUUUGUGUCUACAGAUUGUUGAUGCUCCGUGGAUACUGACUCCAAGAAACUGA
This is a messenger RNA of Eruca vesicaria subsp. sativa (arugula), 273 nucleotides long. The record is from the annotation of a GenBank genome assembly. NCBI's taxonomy places the organism in Eukaryota, Viridiplantae, Streptophyta, Magnoliopsida, Brassicales, Brassicaceae.